GUCUGCAGACUGCUAAGGCUCGUUUGUUGGGUGGAUGUACGUCAUAUGGCACAUGACCUAAAAAGCGGAAGACAGCAAUCAACACAAGAUUAUGUUACGCGUAUAGUUGAGCAAGGCUAAAACAGAGCCAUUAUCAACCUAGGUAACGUUAAAUUAGAUUUUUUGAUGAAACGCUUUGUCUAUGCACAGAUCGCUAUACUUACCAACCGCCCAUGACAUUUCCACGUGCAGUAUAGGAGUAUAACAUAACCUGCACUAGCUAGGUAGCCAUUUAGCAAAGCACUAUUUACCCUAACUAACGUUAGUGUAACAGUUGUUUCGUUUUGAGUAAAACGUGAACAUGGGAUUGGAUGUGGAAGAUGCUUCUCUCAGUUUGGACCACAAACUGCUCCACCUCAUGGACCAGUUGGAGGAUUUGGAGGAGAAAAGAGAGAAACUCAACUCCCUCAUCGAAGAGGGUUGGUUCUCUAUCUCUAAAGCUCGGUACUCCAUGGGGAACAAACAAGUUUCAGCACUCCAGUAUGCCAGUGAGAUGGCUCCUCUUGUUCGCGUUCAUACCAAAGUGGUUGCCUCAGGAGAAGCUGAGUUUCAGACACAAAGGGAAGAAUUUCAGAUUGCAGGUGGAGACGAUGGUGGUGUCACAGUGGAAGACAUAGGUCCGAAAGAGGAAGGCACUACACCCAGCGAAGGACUCAGAAGAAGAGGGCACAAGAAACUAAGUGAACUUGAGGAAGAAGUGUCCAGUGGACAGCAGAAAGAGACAUCACACAAAGCCAAAGCAGGCCGCACUGACCACCAAGAUCCUCUGAAAUGGUUUGGUAUCCUCGUUCCACAAAACCUGAAGCAAGCGCAGUCUGCCUUCAAGCAAGUGAUUGAACAUGCAGCAGAGAUUGCAGCCCUUCAGAGUGCAAUUCUAGCCACCAGGGUUGAGCUUCAGAGGAUGAAGGAAAAACACAAGAGCUCCACAGCUGGAGUAACUGAAGAAUGAUGCUCCUGUUAUAAGAGUACUGCACCAUUGAUUUAUCUGUCCUCUUUCAUUUCCCCCACAGAUAUAAUAACAUGUAUUGUCCUGUCCAGAAAUUAGUGGUAGAUGCCCUUUUACAAUUGUUACAAAGUUGUAUAAAUUGUAGUCAUGUUAUCUGUCAUUUGUAAGUGUUUUAUUUAUUAUCAUGAUGUCACAAGGGUCCAAAUAUCUGUAAUUUAAAGAACAAAAUAAACUAUUUAAUGUUG
Messenger RNA from Clupea harengus (Atlantic herring), 1230 nucleotides. RefSeq names its product vacuolar ATPase assembly factor VMA22 (gene vma22). Lineage: Eukaryota; Metazoa; Chordata; Actinopteri; Clupeiformes; Clupeidae. The record is from RefSeq and is a predicted model, not a curated record. Gene Ontology annotation, biological process: vacuolar proton-transporting V-type ATPase complex assembly.